CAUUUCAAACCAAACUGACGCCCAUGUAAGCCAGUCAUUGUGAGAACUUUACUCUUGUCUCUGAUUCGUAGUUGAACCUUACAGUUAACAUAUCUUUACAGAACUGACUAAAUUGAUCACCGAAUCCAAAGUUACACAGCACACAGGACAAGUUUUGUCUAGAAAACACGUCCAAAAACAUGUUGCUUUGCAACCUUUUCAGGUGAACAUUUAAAGAUAUGCCGACAGCCACACCAAAAAUGGCAGCAGAUACAAGCUGCGGAAAAAGAGCCAGAAUGGAGUUGGUCCUGAUACCUCUGAAAUCCUCCUACAAAAUAAAACUGAGGUCGGCAAAUCGGCUGUUUGGUCUAACUAGUUUCAUACAAUGUGAAGGUGAAACAGGUUCAGAAUACCUGAAAUGGGUGUUAGGCUUUGUGUCCAUGAACAGACACAAGACUUUGAACUUGAAGAAUCCAGCUGGCGCCACAUGGAAGAUAGGAGACCUGGAUGAUACUAUUUAUAGUGGGGAAGAUUAUGAGGUGGAUGGUUGGGAAAAGUUUUACCUUCCUGAGAAAGUAAGUAUGCAGGUUGUAGGUGUAGUGAAGGGGAUCUCGUGCCCGUGUGACCAGCUUGUUCUGAUGACCUGCUCUGAGGACACACAGGUGUAUGCCUAUGAUGGAGAGAAGCUGCAUCUGGUGGCUUCAAGCCUGAAGCAGCUAAGGGACGAGGGAAUAAAGUACCCAGGGUCCAGGACCUAUUACAAUGGGGAGGCCUUCAAAGAUAUGACCGAGGAGGACUGGGACAAAGUGAAGAAAAGGCUGGACAAAGAGCACCAUAAACUGGUGAUGUCAAAAAAGACUGAAUUCCUCAAGAAUCUCAAAUCAAUCCAACAAAACCUAGGGAAGCCAGAGAUCCUCCAAGAAGAAAAUGAAAAGUCCACAGAGGCAUCCCAAGCUGGGACUGAGAACCCAAUUUCAGUCAAACCUUAAUCCCCUCUCUCCAACAGACCCUGCACAGCCUGUACAGCCUUCUUCUCUUUUCUUCAUUUUUAUUGCACAUCUUUUUAAAAUGCUGUUUUUUACAAAAUAUAUAUUGAAAAUCUACACUUUGAAAAUUAAUAAACAGUUGACAAAUGUAGAAAGUUUCA
Perca fluviatilis (European perch) is the source of this 1126-nucleotide messenger RNA. RefSeq lists its product as uncharacterized. The record is from RefSeq and is a predicted model, not a curated record. The coding region runs from base 219 to 968 and encodes 249 amino acids. NCBI's taxonomy places the organism in Eukaryota, Metazoa, Chordata, Actinopteri, Perciformes, Percidae. The transcript is spliced from 7 exons.